GCUGAGAAUGACUUCAAAUGAUAAGAAAAUCUUUGUGUCAUCGAGAAUAUUAUAUGCUUUAAGAUAAAAAAAUACAUUGAACGUAAGGUAUAUUUUGUAUUUCAUCUGUGAUAUUAUGUUAGUAGUACGUAAUACGUGACUCGGGUAACGUGUGAUCAUAAAAAACAGAGCAAAUUUUUAGAUAUAUUGUCAGUCCAGUAUAAUAAUAAUUACAAGAUGUUUAGCACAAGAUUGAUAAGGCAGUUUAAAUGUUUUAAAAUAAGACAACUACAUUCAACAUUUGUUAAAAAUGAAAAUAAACCUGUUACUGAAACAUCUAAAAUCAAAACUGAAACAUCUAAAAGUACUAAUGUAUCACAAGCUGAAAAGGAAGCAAUUGAAUUUGUAUCAGGAGAGAGUUUAUAUACUUUGACUAACUUUGAUAAAAGAAUAUUAGUGUGGGUUAAACGUUUUCCUAGUAUGGAUAAAGUUCCAAAACAAGUAAGUAUACGAACUAUACAGCUAGCUCAUACUAAAGCCAGAAUUAAAGUAUGUUUUUACAUGAUGGCUUUUGCGAUAAUUGGCUCUAUUCUAGCUGUAAUGAGUGGUAAAAGAGAUGUUGCUGCUGGAAAAAAUUUAUUAACAGAAAGACAAAAAUGGUAUGAUCAAGUGAAAGAAAAAGCUCGAAAAGAAGCCGAAAUGGCUGAAAAAAAUGAAAAAUAAUAUUUUAAUUUUUUUUAAUAACAUUUAAAUUACUUCAAUUUUACAUUAAUAUUUUAAAAUAAAUUUAAAUAUUUUUUUGAUUAAUUUUUUUUCCAUGUCAUUAUAUUUUAUUAGAAUUAUUUAAUCAUUGAAGUCAUUAUUUUGAGUAAUCAGAGAUUAUUUACAAGUAAUAAUUUUUAGUAAUAAUAG
Molecule: messenger RNA, 891 nt
Organism: Apis mellifera (honey bee)
Lineage: Eukaryota; Metazoa; Arthropoda; Insecta; Hymenoptera; Apidae
Product: protein FAM162B
Exons: 4
Coding region: 217-702 (161 amino acids)
Source: RefSeq, a predicted model, not a curated record